This is a messenger RNA of Glarea lozoyensis ATCC 20868, 1947 nucleotides long. Its product is annotated as MFS general substrate transporter. Gene Ontology annotation, biological process: transmembrane transport. The record is from RefSeq and is a predicted model, not a curated record. The transcript has 5 exons. Gene Ontology annotation, molecular function: dipeptide transmembrane transporter activity. Gene Ontology annotation, cellular component: membrane. NCBI's taxonomy places the organism in Eukaryota, Fungi, Ascomycota, Leotiomycetes, Helotiales, Helotiaceae. Bases 1 to 1947 code for a protein of 648 amino acids.
AUGUCAGCUAACUCGGUCGAAACCGAAAAAGCUUCUCGAAGCUCGAAUCCAACCGUUCCAGCUCGGCCUGGCGCGGUCGUACUUCCACUACCAGGAUCACAGACGAACAAUCCAGCUGCUGAUGCUCAGAUCAUUCUUGGGGGCGAUGCCCACUUGAAUGUGGAUAGAAAGGGUUCUUUCGUCGACACUCAUGAUAUUCAUGCUGUGGUAGACGACUAUGAGGGCAAGCCUACCGAGGAAGAGCGUCUUACUCUUCGUCGUGUAGCCGGAAGUGUUCCAACUGUCGCAUAUUUGAUCUGCAUUGUCGAGUUUGCUGAGCGUUCAUCGUACUACGGUGUUCAACCUCUCUUCUCCAACUUCGUCAACAGACCUCUUCCCGCCCAUGGAAACGGCUAUGGUGCUCCUCCUGCUGGAGGGCAAGGAACUGCCGGUGCCCUCGGCAUGGGAACGGUUAAAGCUACUGCGGUGUCUCAAUCUUUCUCCAUGUUGACAUACACUCUUCCUCUCCUUUUCGCUUGGCUCGCCGAUACCAAGACCGGUCGUUACAAGAUGGUCUUCGCUGGUGUUUGGGUUUGUGGUAUUUCCCACGUACUCAUGUGCGCUGCUGGUGCUCCUUCUCUUCUUGCCAGUGGCAACGCUAAAAUUCCAUUCUUUAUCUCUGUAUACAUUCUCUGCCUUGGUGCUGCUAUGUUUAAACCUAAUAUUUCCCCAAUUCUUUUGGAUCAGAUGAAAGACAACAAGUUAAUGACAAAGGUCUUGAAGAGCGGAGAAAAGGUCCUGGUUGACCCAGAACACACUACCGAGCGAACUAUGCUGUGGUUCUACUUCCUCAUCAACGUCGGAGGGUUCAUGAACGUCCCAACAUCAUACACAGCGAAAUACGUUGGAUGGUGGUUGUCUUUCUUGCUACCAGUCUUCUUCUACAUGCCACUCCCAAUUCUCCUCUGGUUCAUGAGAAAGAGACUGACUCUCUACCCACCUGGAGGAUCUGAUCUCGGCAACGUUCUCCGCGUUCUCGGUAUCUGCUUCAAGCGGGGCGGAAUCAAACGCAUGUUCGGAAAAGGAAAAGGGUUCUUCGAGCCCGCCAAACCCUCCGUCAUCGCCCUCUCCGGAAGCCCAAUAGAAGUCCCAUGGAACGACGCCUUCGUCAACGACGUCCGCCGUGCCUUCCAAGCCACCGGAAUCUUCUGCUUCUUCCCAAUCCAAUACAUCAACGACAACGGACUCGGAAACUCCGCCUCCGCUCUCUCAACCAUGCUCACCACCAACGGCGUACCCAACGAUGUCAUCGGCAACUUCAACUCCCUCUCCAUCAUCAUCGCCGCGCCCAUCCUCAACUUCGGUCUCUACCCCCUCCUCCGCAAAUACAAGAUCCACUACGGUCCAGUAUCCCGCAUGACCACCGGUCUCCUCAUGUCCGCCAUCGGCGGCGUCGGCUACACCGUCCUCAACUACUACGCCUACAAACUCGGUCCAUGCGGUAACAAGGGUACCUCCCUCUCCUGCGUCGACGAGAACGGCGACUCCCUCGUCUCCAGCAUCACCAUCUGGUACAUGGCCAUCCCCUACGCCAUCGGUGGUAUCUCCGAACUCUUCAUCAACGUCCCCGCCUACGGAAUCGCCUAUUCCCACGCACCCAAGAACAUGCGUGGUCUCGUCGCCGCGCUUAACCUCCUAUCCACCGGUUUCGCAUACGCUUUCGGUCUUGCAUUCGCUGGUCUCGUCAAAGAUCCUUAUCUAACCUGGGUCUUUGGUGCCCCAUCUAUCAUUGGGUUCGUGGCCGCCGCUACCUUUUACUGGCUCUUCCGCGAUAUGGAUAAUGAGGAGUAUGAGAUCUCGGACAAUGGUGAUUACCAUCUUGAGGGUGCGCAGCCGGCGGCUGCUGCGACGAGUAGUGCGGGGAGUGUGAGUGAGAAGGGUGUUGGUGUUGAUGAGAAGAAGGUGUAA